AUGGCAUCGGGCACUCUCCUUACCCAAAGAUGUCCAAGGUGGGCGGGGAGCGCUCAAGCUGCCGCUGUGUUUGACCGAAUCUGUGUGGAAUCGUUUGUCUAUCACGCCUCGGUGAUGAUGGCUUUCGAUCCAUGUCUCGAUGUUUUGUCUGAUCCACAACGGCGCCUUGGGCUCUCGCGUUACUUCUCAGACCCAGUACAUCUCCCCUCUACCAGCGGAGAACCCGAAGUUGUCAACCAGCCGAUCCUCCAUACUUCUUAUGAGUUUUUCCUUCUGAUAGCGGAUACUACCAAGCUGGCCCGUAUACCAGGCCCAUUAAGCAAUGCGGAAUUGGCUAUUCGGGAAGAUCUAGAAUCUCAAUUGUCCCAGUUCGUCCCAGGCAUAAUGACAACCCGGAAUCACGCAGAGAUGUUGUAUCUAUACGCUCUACAGAUCAUGCUCAUGAAAGGCUAUCCAGGAAUAGAUUCCAAGGAAGCGGAUAGAACGAUCAUCACGCAUCUCCAAGGUGCCAUGAACACACUCCUGAUGGUUGACCCUGAACAAUAUUUCGCUAGCUUUUUGCUUUGGCCUCUAGCAAUCUUCGGCGCUGUGAUGGUACUGCAAGAUGAGAUUCAAGUCAUACGGGAUUAUCUCACCAUACUCCAAGAGAUGCGUGCCGGUGGGCAAGCGAAAUGGACAUUGAAGAGAUUGGAGGAGAUUUGGAGAGGGCGCUACCACUUGGACACAGCGCCGGAUCACUGCACGCGGCGAUGGAUAGGAUUGCAGGCUUUCUUGGAUGGUAACAACAGGGACUGA
Molecule: messenger RNA, 795 nt
Organism: Penicillium chermesinum
Lineage: Eukaryota; Fungi; Ascomycota; Eurotiomycetes; Eurotiales; Aspergillaceae
Product: fungal Zn binuclear cluster domain-containing protein
Exons: 1
Coding region: 1-795 (264 amino acids)
Source: RefSeq, a predicted model, not a curated record